CUACUUGCUAUAUACAUGAGCAGAGGAUUGCUCAGAUUGCUCGGUACUGAGUAUACUGAUCGUACCAAGUAUACUGCUUGUACCAAGUAUACUGAUCGUACUGAGUAUACUGACCGUGUUGAGUAUACUGCUCGUACCAAGUAUACUGAUCGUACUGAGUAUACUGACCGUGUCGAGUAUUGCCGAUGCGGCCCACUGCUUGGGUUGCUUGAGUUGCUCAACUGAGAGUGAUGAUCAUACUGAGUAUUGCCGAUGCGGCCCACUGCUUGGGUCAAUCAAUACUACAGUUCUUCGGCUUUUUUCGUAUUGUUGCGUGGUCCUGUUCGUUCAGUGUUGUGCGGGUUGCCCUUUGAUCGUAACA
This is a messenger RNA of Macroventuria anomochaeta, 361 nucleotides long. RefSeq lists its product as uncharacterized. The transcript has 2 exons. The annotation marks the transcript as partial. The record is from RefSeq and is a predicted model, not a curated record. Lineage: Eukaryota; Fungi; Ascomycota; Dothideomycetes; Pleosporales; Didymellaceae.